Molecule: messenger RNA, 399 nt
Organism: Morus notabilis
Lineage: Eukaryota; Viridiplantae; Streptophyta; Magnoliopsida; Rosales; Moraceae
Product: protein TIC 22, chloroplastic-like
Exons: 3
Biological process (GO): protein transport
Cellular component (GO): chloroplast
Source: RefSeq, a predicted model, not a curated record
CCCGCCUCGGCCGCCUUCUCUCUUCCUUCUCCCCCUUUCGCUUCGUUGACUCAGCCCAAACCCGCGUCGGCCGCCGCCGCCGCUGCCGCUGCUGCACUGGGCUCCGACCACGUGGCCAAGACCUUGGCCGGCACGGCCGUCUACACUGUCAGCAAUUCGAACAAUGAGUUUGUGCUUAUCUCCGAUCCCGAUGGAGCCAAGUCAAUUGGCCUGCUUUGCUUUCGCAAGGAGGACGCCGAAUCCUUUCUCGCUCAAGUUCGGCUGCGGAGAAGAGAACUGAGAAGCGGGGCUAAGGUUGUCCCCAUUACGCUUGACCAGGUGUAUAUGUUAAAGGUUGAAGGAAUAGCAUUCAGAUUUCUUCCUGAUCCGGUUCAGAUAAAGAAUGCACUAGAGGUUUCC